GCCCCAAAUCCGGUGUGUUAAUGUGAGGGAGGAGCGAGAGGAGGAGACAGUUAAACAUCCCGGAGACAGAGAGGAUGACAUGAAUGAACAACACUGAGAGAGAGAGAGAGAGAGAGAUUCUAAAAAGAGCGGACGCGCUCGCAGCGAGUCAUUGGUGUUGACGAUCUCGCGCACGUUCCUUUAUGACGUUGCAGGCGUGCGUUCAGCGUUCGGACUUCUGCGGGAUGCGAGCGUCGCGAAUCCUCGUCCAGCUUCUGGGACGCUCGAUAUGAGCCGGAUUACGGUGAGCACGAAGCGCGUGGCGUCCGGAGCUCCGAUGGAUCCGAGCGGACUAAGUCUCCACUGAUCCGCACAGCAGCAGCAGCAGCAUCUCCUCCGCCGGACACGACAUGGAUGAUUCGGGAAUAAUCAGGCGCAGGCGGCUCCAGAAGGAUCUUCCUCUGCCCCGUAAGAACAGCAGUUGCCGCAGUAACCGGAAGAGUUUGAUUCUGACCUCCACCUCCCCGACUCUGCCCCGCCCACAUUCCCCGUUACCGGGGCACAUCGGAAGUAGUCCUCUGGACAGCCCUCGAAACUUCUCGCCCAGCACUCCGGCACAUUUCUCCUUCGCUUCCUCAAGACGGGAUGGGCGUCGAUGGUCACUGGCGUCUCUUCCAUCUUCUGGUUAUGGAACAAACACUCCCAGCUCAACGUCCUCCAGCUCGUCUCAGGAGAGUCUGCACCAGCUGCCGUCUCAACCCACCAUGGACGAGCUGCACUUCCUGUCCAAACACUUCGGCAGCACAGAGAGCAUCACUGAUGAUGACGGCGGACGCUGUUCACCCCACAUAAGACCCCGCUCACGCAGCCUGAGUCCGGGUCGCUCUCACUCCUGCUACGACAAUGAGAUCAUUAUGAUGAAUCAUGUUUACAGGGAGCGUUUCCCUACACAAACACACACACACACACACACACACACACCACAGCAUCUGUCUACCUGUUUCUCACACCUGUCCACCUUCACCAGUGUUUGCGGCACCCCAGAGUAUAUCGCCCCGGAGGUGAUCCUGCGGCAGGGUUACGGCAAGCCAGUGGACUGGUGGGCCAUGGGCAUCAUCCUCUACGAGUUUCUGGUGGGCUGCGUGCCGUUCUUCGGCGACACACCGGAGGAGUUGUUUGGUCAGGUGAUCACAGAUGACAUCGUGUGGCCCGAUGAUGAUGACGCCCUCCCCGCUGAUGCGCAGCACCUGAUCGCAUCUCUCCUGCAGACAAACCCGCUGCUCAGACUGGGCACAGGUGGAGCGUUCGAGGUGAAGCAGCAUUCGUUCUUCUGUGAUCUGGACUGGAGCAGUUUGCUCCGACAGAAAGCCGAGUUCAUCCCUCAUCUGGAGUCGGAGGAGGACACCAGCUACUUCGACACGCGAUCAGAGCGGUAUCAUCACGUUCACUCGUACGAUGAGGACGACACCAAUGACGAUGAGCCAGUGGAGAUUCACCGCUUCUCCUCUUGCUCACCACGCUUCAGCAAGGUGUACAGCAGCAUGGAGCAUCUGUCCCAGCUGGAGCACAAGUCUGUGGUGACCCGCCGAGAGCCCAAAGCUCACAGAGAAGAUCGCAGUAAGAGAGAAAGUCUAGGCAGCCUGACCCUCCGAGACAAGACCUGGAGAACCGGAUCCCCUGAGAUGAAGCGUUUGUCGUGUUCAGAGUUGUCCUUCACUGAAUCAGAGUCCAGUUCUCCCGGCGCGCGUCGGCGUUUCUCAGCGCUGAUGGACACGCACCGCUUCGCUUCUCCACUAGAGGGAGACGGUGAUGUGCACACGUGCCAAACACCCAUCAAAACCAGGGGUUCAUCACUAGAGGGCGCCAGCAUACCCGUCGGCUCUGGACUGGUGGAGUCCAGCUCUACAGCGUCAGUGGGACAUCCUGGAGAUAAACUCCUGCGGCCUGCCGAUGCCGCCACUGCCGCGGCUCCUCUACACAUACCAGACUCGUUUGGGCCUCGCGUAGGAAGUGACCUCGUCUUACGAAGAGCGCGACAUCAUCAGAUUCCGACUGACAGUGAGAAACGUAACGCAACUCGCUCAGGAACCAAAGUCAUAAAGUCGGCCUCCGCCACGGCCCUGUCUGUCAUCAUACCUGCAGUUGAGCAGCAUGGUACGUCACCUCUAGCCAGUCCCAUGUCUCCUCGCUCCAUCUCCUCCAAUCCCUCGUCUCGUGACUCGUCUCCGAGUCGUGACUACUCACCUACAGUCAAUGUCCUGCGCUCACCAAUCACUAUCCAUCGCUCUGGAAAGAAGUACGGCUUCACCUUGCGUGCCAUCAGAGUCUACAUGGGCGACAGUAACGUCUACAGCGUGCAUCACAUGGUCUGGCAUGUAGAGUCUGGUGGGCCGGCCCAGGAGGCGGGGCUUUGUGCUGGUGACCUCAUCACCCAUGUGAACGGGGAGUCUGUGCACGGAUUGGUGCACACAGAGGUGGUGGAGCUCAUUCUGAAGAGUGAAAGCAAAGUGACAGUCACAACCACUCCAUUCGAAAACACGUCCAUAAAGAUCGGACCGGCCAGGAAGCUGAGCUACAAAGCCAAGAUGGCCAGACGCAACAAGAAGUCAGUCGCAAAAGAUGGACAAGAGAGUAAGAAGCGCAGCUCUCUCUUUCGUAAGAUCACAAAACAGUCCAACCUGCUUCACACCAGUCGUAGUCUGUCCUCUCUGAAUCGCUCGCUGUCGUCUGGAGACAGUCUACCUGGAUCGCCGACACACAACCUGUCACCUCGCUCGCCCACGCAGACGUACCGCUCUCCUCCAGACUCCGCCUUCCUCGGCACGUCGUCUCAGAGCAGUUCUCCAGCACCCAGCACGCCAAACUCGCCUGCAACAUCUCAGCACAUGCGGCCGAGCUCUCUUUAUGGUCUCUCGCCCAAACUCCACCGGCAGUACCGUUCUGCUCGCUGCAAAUCCGCUGGGAACAUUCCUCUGUCUCCGCUGGCUCACACGCCGUCCCCUACUUCGUCUUCCCCGCCACCCAUCGCUGGACACACCGUCGGCAGCUCCAACACCACACAGGCCUUCCCCGCCAAGCUCCACGCCUCUCCUCCAAUCACCCGCCCCCGGCCCAAGAGCGCAGAACCACCCCGUUCGCCUCUUCUUCAACGGGUGCAGUCGGCAGAGAAGCUCGGCCCACCCCCUCCGCCUUCAUUUCCGUCCUCCUCGUCUUCCGUGGGCUCGGACAGAAAAGGAGGGCUUUGCGUGUCCAUGAGGAAGCAUGGUUUGGAAGUUGUGCACGCCGAAUACCGCCGGGAGUCGUUCCACUGUGAACACGCCCUCCAGAGCCUGAUGGAGAUUGAGGGCGAGAACACGCCUGGGGCUCCGCCCUCUCCACCCGACCAGACACCAACACACACACCCGCCAAGCUCACGAUGAGUCCGGUGAGGCAGCUCGGGAGGCAGGACUCAUUGGCGGGACAAGAGUCCGAGGAGAAAGCGAGGCAGCCCAACUCAAGUGAAGUCGUUUUAAGGACUGCGUCGAAAACCCAACCAGUAGCACCCACCUUGGAUCCUAAAUCAACCCAGUCUGGCGAGCCACUUCAGAAGGAGAAAGUGGCCUCCAAGUCUGAGUCUUCUCACGUAUCAGUUGUCUUGACAGGGAAGGAAGCAGCCAGGGAUAUGGGAAAGAGCGAAACUCUUAAUGCAAUUGUAUCUGGCCCCAAGAUCCCAGAGCAGACGCCAGUUGUCCAGGGCUCUGGAGCACAGGAACUCAAACCCCAUAGCCUUCAAACUGAUGGUCCUAAAGGGCUGGAAAAUGGAAAAGACAUGGGAAAGGUCCCAGUGAAGGAGAAAACUGCGCAGGCAAUGGCUCCUGAAGCAAACAAGUCAGGUAAAGGACCUCUAAACAUUGAGGGGACUGCACCUAGUCUUGUUGCUGCACCGAAAGUCUCAGAAGCAGUUCCUGCCCAGUCCAAAACCAUUGAAGAACGGGUUCAAACCCCAUCGGGGUCAACCAGAGGCCCUCAAGAGGAAAGAUGUCGCCUGGAAGCAGCCAAAGAGUCCCCAGCCUCUCCGUCUCCAACCGCCCGAUCGCCUUGCGCAAGCAAAUCACGUGCUGUAACUCCAGGCGACAGGUCCAGCUUCGUGACGCAGCUCACCAGUGUGGCUAAAACUGUGCUCGGGCCGAUGAAGUUGGGCUCUCAGGAUGGCGGCAAGGCCAAAGACAGCGCCAAAGCCAACGAGGACAAACGAGCCACCACGUUGGGAAAGUCUGAGGCCUCGUCUGGGAGUCGCCGUGGCUUGACGGGAACAUGGCCCGGUCCUGGAUCGUCAAAGCCUGAAAAGGCAUCAAAGAGCUCUUCCAAGCAUUCGUAAUAUUCUUAAUGGGAACUUUCAGUUCGGAACUUUAAAUAGGAUGUGUUCCCAGUAUUUGUCCAAAUGCAGACUGUUCAAAAGACUCUACAGCCAUCAAACCAAGAUAUAACACACACAAAAAAUCAAGUAAAGGUGCUUCAAAAUGACCGUUGUCAAAUAUGUUUGUUUUGCAUAUGCUGUAAGAAUAUAUGCACCAUUGUAUGUGGAUGUAGAACAAACCAGUAUGUCUCUCUAGAUGCAUGUUACAUGUAUAUUGUGAAUCAAUGAGUCAAAAAAAUGAGAUAUGAAAAAUGAAACAAAGACCUAAUGCUAGUGAACACUGCACAUCCAAUCAUUCCUGCCCGGUCUGUAGAGGGCAUGACCUGUCAUUCACCACCAUAUCAACCAAUCAGUUUGGCAGAUUUAGAAACGCGAGGUUGUUAAAGUGUUUACUUAGUGACCGACACCAUAGAUCUAAACGAUCUCAGUCCAGUACCUCAGCAAUACUGUUAAACUGCCAACAGUAGCGCUAUACUAGAGGCAACAGAAUGCCUAACUAGAGGUUUGGGAGGGUUUAACUGGUGGAAAAUGGAAUUGAUUGUUGCACAAGGACAGAACUAUAUGUAUAAGUGCUUGUUUCUGUUGUCUUAAUUACAUUUGCACUGGAAAUGCCCAGCAGAAGUCAACAUGAAAUCAGAAUUCACCAUGUUUACUUUCUUAAUGGAUUGCAAUGUUGUUUAAUCUGCAUAAAAUGUAAUAUUUGAUCCACCCGGACUAAGUCUGUAGUCAAAUAGCUACUUAGUAGGAAAUGCAGCCUUUUUACCGACUAGUUAAUAGAGUAAUUUAAUGCAUAAACAGAUUUGGAAAAGAAGCAUGACUGUUACGGAAUUAAAUUGGGUUGCAGAUGUCGUUUCAUGUUGACUUUUAUGUGGAUGAAUUUAACUGUCUUUAGAAAGGAGUAAGGAGAGUCUAUAUAGUUUUAAUUUGCCACCCUGAGACUGAAGGGAAAACCUCAAGGAUGACAUUGUUAAGAAAUGAUAUUGAGAUUAUUAGAUGAACUCUAUGAAGAAAAUAGGUCACUAUGAUGUCAUCCUGUUGGAAUAUAUAUAUUAUAGGCCAGUAACUGCACUGUGGAUUAUACACUUGAAUUCUUACAAAUCUGACGAAGCCUGAAUUAUUCUUUAGUAUAUGCAGAAGAGUUUGUGAAGUGUGAGGUGGUACAUGUGUAGAUGUGUUUCAUUUGACUCCAUUCAGGGCUUUUAAUUCACUUUUGCUACAUUGUGUCCAACUUUUAUAGGAAGUAAUGACGUAGUAGGUUGACAUGUAAACGUCUAGUGGUCUGCGAGAGAUGAAACGAUGUUUUAGAAGUGGCUUCAUGUUACAUGAGGAACUGAUCCAAUCUGUUUACACUUUAAAUCACACGGUCACUCUCACGUUUGUGUGAACGUCCUUUGGAGACUCUGUGUAGUGAAUCUAGCGAUGUCUUAGGAGUGUUUGGUGCCAUGAUAAUGCAAUGAUUUUCUUCCAAAUCAGUCGAUCCUUGAUCCUUGAUUGCCAAUAGAGGACUUUACACUUCACCCAAAUAUAUUAACCUGAAUAUGUUCUUUGGUAUUUUCUUCUAGACGUAGUACCACAAUAAUAAAAAUUUUUUUGGACAUACACGAUGGUAUUGCCCUGAAUAUACAUGGAUAUGUUAAUGAUUCAGUGGUGUAUCUAUGAUCCAUGGUAUAUAUCAGGUACCAUCAUUGUACCAUGGUAACACCACAGUACUUUUUGUGAGGAUAAUGUCAUCUUUUAUAAGUUUAAUAAUAUUUGGGUAGGGUGUAUAUGCCUUUAUUGUGUUUUCAGAUUGGUUUGUGCUGUGAAGUGUGUGUAUGUAGGAUAGAUCGUGUCAGUGAGUUUAGAUUAGACACCGUUACUCACGCAACGAAUACAAGCAAUGUUACAGAAUGCACUUUAUUGAUUUAUCUCUUUGUAUUUAUUUAUUUAUUUAUUUAUAACGUUAUUUGAAUGAUUUUCGCCCUGUUUGAUUAUUAAAAACUGCGCUGCUUUGCAUAAAUCUUCAAACUGUUUUACCUGUGAAUUUUUUUGUACAGUCACUUCUUAUAUCAUUGUUUAUUUACAAUUUUUUAUGAUUUCUCACCUCAGGCAAUGUUAUAAACGAAUGCAAUUUUAAAAAAUAUCAAUAAUAAAGUGCAGUAAUAAUGAAUAAGCCAA
Molecule: messenger RNA, 6533 nt
Organism: Sinocyclocheilus rhinocerous
Lineage: Eukaryota; Metazoa; Chordata; Actinopteri; Cypriniformes; Cyprinidae
Product: microtubule-associated serine/threonine-protein kinase 1-like
Exons: 19
Coding region: 390-4337 (1315 amino acids)
Biological process (GO): cytoskeleton organization; peptidyl-serine phosphorylation; intracellular signal transduction
Molecular function (GO): protein binding; protein serine/threonine kinase activity; ATP binding
Source: RefSeq, a predicted model, not a curated record